This is a messenger RNA of Galeopterus variegatus (Sunda flying lemur), 495 nucleotides long. RefSeq names its product chromosome unknown open reading frame, human C1orf234 (gene TEX46). Bases 1 to 495 code for a protein of 164 amino acids. The transcript is spliced from 2 exons. The record is from RefSeq and is a predicted model, not a curated record. Lineage: Eukaryota; Metazoa; Chordata; Mammalia; Dermoptera; Cynocephalidae.
AUGGUGGGGGAACUAGUAUUUCUUUUUCGAAGUCUCCAUGGGAUACUCACGUCCUCGGGCACUGCAGGAGCAGUGGUGGUUUGGCUGAUGGGCUACAAGCCAGCCUUGUUUGGGUUUCUAUUCCUUCUGCUGUUGCUUAGCAGCUGGCUGGUGAAGUAUGAACACAAGCCCACCUCCCCAGAACCCCAGAAGGAGGAGGCAGAGAAACCAAAGACUCCCGCAGCCCACCCCAACCAUGGCAAGGCCAUGAACCCGAAGGAAAUGGAGAGGAUACAUGCCUGCUUUGCCCUCCAGGACAAGAUCCUCGAACGGCUUUUGUUCAGUGAAAUGAAGGUGAAGGUCUUAGAAAAUCAGAUGUUCUUCCUAUGGAAUAAAAUGAAUCAGCACAGGCGGUCCAGCAGACAUGGGAAGUUUCCCACGAGGAAACACAGGAAGAGAAGGUGCGGGUCAGUUUUCUCCAUCACUGACUGUACCUCCAGUUCUCCCACCAGAUGA